AUCGAGCAGGAAGUAUUGGCUCGGCCCGGGCGGGAGCCGGGAUCUCGGGGUCACCGGAGCCUGAGCGCCCGUCCCCUCCGCGGCCGCGGGAGACCCGCGAUGUCGUCGGCCGGCGCUCGGCCCGCAGGUGGCGAGGGCCCGGAUCCGCCCAGCGCCGCAAACACGCCGCGCUUCACGAUUGAUGACUUUGAAAUUGGGCGCCCGCUGGGCAAGGGGAAAUUUGGCAAUGUAUACCUGGCUCGACUCAAGGAAAACCACUUCAUCGUGGCCCUGAAGGUCCUUUUCAAGUCCCAGAUAGAGAAGGAAGGGCUGGAGCACCAGCUGCGCAGGGAGAUUGAGAUCCAGGCCCAUCUACAUCACCCCAACAUCCUGCGCCUGUACAACUACUUCUAUGACGCCCGGAGGGUGUACCUGAUUCUGGAAUACGCUCCAAGAGGCGAGCUCUACAAGGAUUUGCAGAGGAGGCACACGUUAGAUGAACAGCGCACAGCCACGAUAAUGGAGGAGUUGGCCGAUGCCCUGACCUACUGCCAUGAGAAGAAGGUGAUUCACAGGGAUAUUAAGCCAGAGAACCUGCUGCUGGGGCCCAGGGGUGAGGUUAAGAUUGCAGACUUUGGCUGGUCUGUGCACACUCACUCUCUGAGGAGAAAAACCAUGUGUGGGACUCUCGACUACUUACCCCCGGAAAUGGUCGAGGGGAGAACAUACGAUGAGAAGGUGGAUCUGUGGUGCAUUGGGGUGCUCUGUUACGAACUGCUGGUGGGAAGUCCACCCUUCGAGAGUGCCUCACACUCCGAGACCUACAAACGCAUCCUCAAGGUGGACGUGAGGUUUCCCUCGUCAAUGCCUUCUGGGGCCCAGGACCUGAUCUCCAGGUUGCUCAGAUACCAGCCCUUGGAGCGGCUGCCCCUGGCCCAGAUCCCCACUCACCCCUGGGUCCGGGCCCACUCCCGCAGGGUGCUGCCACCCUCGGCUCACGUGGCUCCCUGAGCCCUGCCUGCCCUGUGCGCUCCUGCAGGGCGUUCUCCUGGCUCUGCCUCCUUGUCUUUUGUGUCUUUGCUUUUAAAAUGCGAGAAGCUAAUUAAUAAAGGUGGGAACACUUCGCA
Molecule: messenger RNA, 1106 nt
Organism: Choloepus didactylus (southern two-toed sloth)
Lineage: Eukaryota; Metazoa; Chordata; Mammalia; Pilosa; Megalonychidae
Gene: AURKC
Product: aurora kinase C
Exons: 8
Coding region: 100-990 (296 amino acids)
Biological process (GO): protein phosphorylation; regulation of cytokinesis; mitotic spindle organization
Cellular component (GO): spindle pole centrosome; spindle microtubule; chromosome passenger complex
Molecular function (GO): ATP binding; protein kinase activity
Source: RefSeq, a predicted model, not a curated record